This is a messenger RNA of Oryza sativa Japonica Group (Japanese rice), 3161 nucleotides long. Its product is annotated as AP2-like ethylene-responsive transcription factor AIL5. Lineage: Eukaryota; Viridiplantae; Streptophyta; Magnoliopsida; Poales; Poaceae. The record is from RefSeq and is a predicted model, not a curated record. Gene Ontology annotation, biological process: regulation of DNA-templated transcription. Gene Ontology annotation, molecular function: DNA-binding transcription factor activity; DNA binding.
AUAUUAGAAGUAUGUCUUGUUUAUCUUUUUUCAUGAAACCCGCUAAACAAAAUAACACCAUUAUCACACUGUUAGCCAUUCUCUGUUCACUAUGAACACUAUCACUCUCUCAAAGCACAUAACAGAAUGGUAUAUCUUUAUUAAUAUAAAAACAAUGUUGUUCUCCUUCCGUCUCCUCCCACCGCAAGAUAGAACCAGUAAAGAAACUCCUAGCCCAUCCCCAAUAAGGACCUUGAAGCCCAUUCCAUUGGUAUGGACUGUUACAAUGCACAAAGGCUUAGUAACUGGAAAAAUGUAAAAUUUGAGUGACACACUAAAGUGCAACCAUGUUUUCCAAUGGUAAUAGUAUACUAUGAACCUAAGGUGAUGAUAUUUGUGUGUAACAAACUAAUCAAAAUUUCCCUCCAAAACUGCUGUUGAUUAGAAUGUCCAUUUUGUGAAGACUUUGCAUUUCUCCAAGUAUUGGACAGUAGAACUACUGUCCAUGAGUCAGUCUAGCUACGUACCCAGAUUAUGGCAGCUAUCUAUUCGUCAGAACUCAGGAUUGCAACUUGCAAUAUGGUGGGGAGUGUUCACACUUCACAAAAUUCAGAUCAUCUGCGCGGAAUCCAAUAUACAGACUGCUGCUGCUCCUCCACGGUAGUACUAAGAGCAAGUUUAACAGUAUAGCCAACUGUUGGCUUUAAUUAUUUAAAGUUAAUUUAAUAGCUAAUUUAUACAAUAGUUUUAUAUUGUCUGAUCUCACCUAUCAUGUACACAUGUAUCUUAUAGUCUGUGCUACAGCUAGCUACAAGUUUGUAGCCCGCUGUUUUUCUCUAUCAUCUUUUAUCUUCUUAAAAUAUAUUUAUAGCUUAUUUAUAAUCUGCUACUGUACGUGCUCUAACUCCACUCGCGUAAAGAGCAAACAAAAAGCAAGCUAGCUAGGGCUGCAUGCGAGGGAACAGCGGCCUAGCUCCAUUUUGGUCAAGGAGACCGCCCAUAGGACCCCAUGAAACGCCUCCACGUUGUCGACCAUUACUACUCACACCUCCUCCUCUUUAGAUUCGCAAAACAAGGCUAGGUUUUAAAGUAUUUCCCUACUUUGCUCUUAUCCCUAAAUCACUCUCUUUAAAUUAAUCAAACUCAUCUUGGCCUUUGUGCUCUCCCUCUAUCUCCUCUCUCCUCUCUAGUUCUUGGACGUAUUCGUUACAGCCCAGCAAUUGCAUGUAACAUUAAUUCCAAAAUGCACAAAUUGUGGACAGCUGAGAGAGAGAGAGUAGCUAGCAGUCAGCCACUCAUGUUACUCAGCAGUGUAUGUCGCACAUUCAACUUCAUUCCAAUCUAUAUAUAACACACACUUGGGUAUUCUCUCAUUCUCUCCUUAGCACAACACUGGUCUACAUCGAUCAAUAGCUUUAUAGUUAUCCUUCCCUCUCAUAAGCUCAAACAAACGCUGGUCAAGUGCUCUUCAAGAUCGGCGCAUCGAUCAUAUCUAUCGCCAUGGACAUGGACAUGAGCUCGGCUUAUCCUCACCAUUGGCUCUCCUUCUCCCUCUCUAACAACUACCACCAUGGCCUCCUUGAGGCCCUCUCUACCACAUCUGCACCUCCACUUGGAGAGGAGGGGCCAGCGGAGGGCGCUCCGAAGAUGGAGGAUUUCCUCGGCGGCCUAGGCGGAGGCGGCGGCGCCGUCGCCGCCGCUCCGGCAGCUGCCCCGGAGGAUCAGCUCAGCUGCGGCGAGCUUGGUAGCAUCGCCGCCGGGUUCUUGCGCCGGUACCCAGCGCCUGAGAACGCCGGCGGGGUGACCAUCGCAAUGGCGACCGACGCGGCGGCGGAGCUGGCCGAUCCGGCGAGGAGGACCGCCGAGACGUUCGGGCAACGGACGUCCAUCUACCGUGGUGUCACUAGGCACCGGUGGACGGGGAGGUACGAGGCGCACCUGUGGGACAAUAGCUGCCGCCGGGAAGGCCAAAGCCGCAAAGGCCGCCAAGUCUACUUAGGAGGUUAUGAUAAGGAGGAGAAGGCCGCAAGAGCUUACGACCUCGCCGCCCUAAAGUACUGGGGUCCAACCACCACGACGAACUUCCCUGUUGCCAACUACGAGACGGAGCUGGAGGAGAUGAAGUCCAUGACGCGGCAGGAGUUCAUCGCGUCGCUGCGCAGGAAGAGCAGCGGCUUCUCAAGAGGGGCUUCCAUCUACAGAGGAGUAACAAGACAUCAUCAGCACGGCCGGUGGCAAGCGAGGAUCGGCAGGGUGGCCGGAAACAAGGACCUGUACUUGGGCACUUUCAGCACGCAGGAGGAGGCUGCCGAGGCGUACGACAUUGCCGCUAUCAAGUUCAGGGGGCUCAACGCCGUCACCAACUUCGACAUGAGCCGCUACGACGUCGACAGCAUCCUCAACAGCGACCUGCCGGUCGGCGGCGGAGCCGCCACGCGCGCCUCUAAGUUCCCCUCUGACCCAUCGCUGCCGCUGCCGUCGCCUGCCAUGCCACCGUCGGAGAAGGACUACUGGUCCCUCCUUGCCCUGCACUACCACCACCACCAGCAGCAGCAGCAGCAGCAGCAGUUUCCUGCUUCUGCAUUUGACACCUACGGCUGCUCCUCCGGCGUGAACGUGGACUUCACAAUGGGGACUAGCAGCCACAGCGGCAGCAACAGCAACAGCAGCAGCAGCAGCGCCAUAUGGGGCACAGCCGCCGGCGCAGCGAUGGGGAGGCAGCAAAACGGCGGCAGCAGCAACAAGCAGAGCAACAGCUACUCCGGUAACAACAUUCCUUAUGCUGCUGCAGCAGCUAUGACUUCUGGAUCAGCACUCUACGGGGGCUCCACCGGUAGCAACGGGACAUGGGUGGCGAGUAACACGAGCACGGCUCCCCACUUCUACAACUAUUUGUUUGGGAUGGAGUAGGUGGACUUACUGGCUCUAUUAGCUUCAUUAGCUGAAACGAGUGGUAGGCCUAGGACUGACAUGGAACUGAUCAAAAGUUUUGGCUGCUGAUGCAUGCAGGAAUGCAAUGCAAUGCAUCCUUAAGAUUAUUCUUUUGCUUCCCUGACAUAGUCCUGUAGCAGAGAAACUCAUGUAUCACCAGUGUUUCUAAUUCAAGCUCAUUUUUUUAACUAGUUCCAUUGUCAGCUACUCCAUUUGUUUCAUAUUAUAAGUCAUUUUGAUGUUUUUUUUUA